Molecule: messenger RNA, 1107 nt
Organism: Aspergillus tanneri
Lineage: Eukaryota; Fungi; Ascomycota; Eurotiomycetes; Eurotiales; Aspergillaceae
Product: cytochrome P450
Exons: 6
Coding region: 1-1107 (368 amino acids)
Molecular function (GO): iron ion binding; heme binding; oxidoreductase activity, acting on paired donors, with incorporation or reduction of molecular oxygen
Source: RefSeq, a predicted model, not a curated record
AUGACAAAUACGAAGGUCGCUCAGCCGCGCAGGGAUCUAUUUCAGCCGCACUUAUCUCAGAAGGCGAUUAAUGAAAUACAGCCAUUAUUAGAGAGGUCUCAGAGCCGAUUUACGGAAAUAUUAGAAAGGGCUAGUGAUGAUGGAAGAACUGUAGAUCUUUCAUUAGGCUACAGUUGCGUCACAAUUGAUAUGCUGUUAGGAUAUACAUUUGGCCAGUCUCUCAAGGCACUAAAUUCUGGAGACUUCGACUUUCCCCCAGCAGAGGAUAUGGACGACGUUCUCUACAGAUCGCUGUGGGUUAAGCAUUUUCCAGUGAGCCUUGAAGCAAUCUUUGGUAUCAUUUUCUACUUGCCCCGCCUUAUAACAAAGAAACUUAAAAUCUCGUCCAUAAUUGAUAUGAAGGAGAAAUGUUACAGGAUGUUGCUGGAGUUGACCGAAAAACGGAUGCAUCACAAACAAUCCCAUCACACUAUGUUCGAUACCGCUAUCGACCAACUGAUUUCAGAGUCUCCAAAAGCACCAUCAAUUCAGGACUUGACCGCGGAAGGUCUGCAAUGGGUUGCAAAAAAGCUGAAAAAUGAGCUCCGCUCCUCGAUGCCCGACCCACAGACACGGAUUAAAAUCGAGGAGUUAGGAAGACUUCCUUAUCUUAGAGGGUUGGUUAAAGAGUCCCUCCGUUUUACCCAGGGGGCGCCGGGACGACUUCCGAUGAUCGUUCCUGAUAGUGGAGUAACUCUAUGUGGACAAUUUAUCCCCGCAAAGACAAUCGUGUCUUCUAGUCAUUACGUGUACCACUUUGAUCCACAUGUCUUCAAAGACCCAAUGCAGUUUCGCCCAGAGCGUUGGCUUAAAGACGAGGACCGUGAGCAGCUGGAAAAGUACCUUUUGUCUUUCUCACGUGGCUCUCGCACCUGUAUUGGCAUCAACCUCGCACAUGCCGAACUGUAUCUUAUUUUCGCGCACAUGUUUCGGAGAUUUAACUUCUGCCUCGAUGGUACCACAGAUGACGAGAUGGAGCUCCGAGAUUACUAUGCGCCCAUAGCAAGGGGGCAUCUAAAGGUGAUUCUCACUAGUUCCACUACGGUGGGGGAAACGGAGAGGAGAUAA